Molecule: messenger RNA, 778 nt
Organism: Cucumis melo (muskmelon)
Lineage: Eukaryota; Viridiplantae; Streptophyta; Magnoliopsida; Cucurbitales; Cucurbitaceae
Product: probable NADH dehydrogenase [ubiquinone] 1 alpha subcomplex subunit 5, mitochondrial
Exons: 2
Coding region: 88-594 (168 amino acids)
Biological process (GO): respiratory electron transport chain
Source: RefSeq, a predicted model, not a curated record
GGGAAUGGCCCCUCCAUUCUCCCGAAGCGACUGGCUCGUUACCACUGAGAAGCGUGAUCAAGAGGAAGAGACGAGAGUUUUCCGACUAUGUUCCUGCGAGCGAUCGGACGGCCAUUAUUGGCCAAAGUGAAGCAAACGACGGGGAUCGUCGGUCUGGAUGUUGUUCCCAACGCCCGAGAGGUCUUGAUCGGCCUUUACAGUAAAACCCUAAAGGAGAUCCAGGCCGUUCCCGAGGACGAAGGAUACCGUAAGGCGGUUGAGAGCUUCACGCGGCACCGUUUGAAGGUAUGCCAGGAGGAAGAAGACUGGGAGAAUAUCGAGAAGCGGCUUGGCUGUGGUCAGGUCGAGGAGCUAAUCGAGGAGGCCCAGGACGAGCUCAAACUCAUUGCUAAAAUGAUCGAGUGGGAUCCCUGGGGUGUUCCUGAUGACUACGAAUGUGAAGUGAUCGAGAAUGAUGCUCCAGUACCGAAACACGUUCCCUUGCACCGACCAGGCCCUCUCCCUGAAGAGUUUUACAAGACGCUGGAGGCCAUUAGUGGUGAUAGUACUAGAAAAGUAGAGACAACCGAGAAAGCAUCUCAGGUGACAGAAUGACCUCAUUUUUAUCAUUUGAAGGAUUCGAGUUUCGGGAUUGAAAGCCGUUCUCUGUUUUUGGCUUUGAUGUUAUCUAAUUAUGUUUGUUCUCCGAUAGAGUGCCUGUAUGCAGGAAUGAUUAUUCACAAAGUCGUGUUUCAAUAAUCUUUAUCCAAUGCUGGAAUUACAUAAGUUCACUUUUUCA